Molecule: messenger RNA, 2688 nt
Organism: Caenorhabditis remanei
Lineage: Eukaryota; Metazoa; Nematoda; Chromadorea; Rhabditida; Rhabditidae
Exons: 7
Coding region: 1-2688 (895 amino acids)
Molecular function (GO): RNA binding; protein binding
Source: RefSeq, a predicted model, not a curated record
AUGGAGCAGUCAACUAGUUCGAAGGAGCUCGCCUCCGACCCGACCAUCCAAUUGCUAUCCGCCAUGACAUCAAUGCGUGUGGACAGUGGUGGAGCACCAGGACCACCAGCAGCUUCUGUCACUUCUUCCCUUGCUCGCUCGGGAGUCCAAUUCAGUUGUCCACGUCGUCCGAAUCAUGGAGUCGAAGGACGCGCCAUCCUCCUUCGUGCCAACCACUUCUCCGUUCGGAUUCCAGGUGGAACCAUCCAGCACUACAAUGUCGAUGUGAUGCCUGAUAAGUGUCCGCGACGUGUCAAUCGCGAAAUCAUCGGAUGUCUCAUCUCAUCCUUCACUCGCUACUUCACCAACGUCCGCCCUGUGUACGACGGGAAGAACAGUAUGUACACCCGCGAUCUUCUACCAUUCGGAAGAGAUCGCAUGGAUUUCGACGUGACGCUGCCAGGAGAAUCCGCGGUGGAACGUCAAUUCCAAGUCUCCCUAAAAUGGGCUGGAGAAAUCUCGUUGACAAGUUUGGAAGACGCGAUGGAGGGACGUAUCAACCAGGUUCCAUACGAGACUGUCAAAGCGGUUGAUGUGAUUUUGAGACACUUGCCGUCACUCAAGUACUCACCGGUUGGAAGAUCUUUCUUCUCGCCACCAGCUGGAUAUGAAACUGGACAAAGUUAUCCGGAGAGCAAGCUCGGUGGAGGACGUGAAGUAUGGUUUGGAUUCCAUCAAUCGAUUCGUCCAUCUCAAUGGAAAAUGAUGUUGAAUAUCGAUGUCUCUGCCACCGCAUUCUAUCGUGCCAUGCCAGUCAUUGAAUUCCUCGCCGAAGUCCUGGAGCUUCCAAUUCAAGCUCUUGCCGAGCGUCGUGUGCUCUCUGACUCUCAACGAGUCAAGUUUACAAAAGAGAUCCGGGGUCUCAAGAUUGAGAUAAAUCACUGUGGAACGAUGCGACGAAAGUAUCGAGUGUGCAAUGUGACGAGACGUCCCGCCCAGACGCAGACGUUCCCGUUGACACUGGAGAAUGGGUCGUCGAUUGAGAAGACUGUGUUGAAGUACUUCCAGGAUAAAUAUGGAUUGACAUUGAAGUAUCCACAUUUGCCAUGUCUUCAGGUCGGUCAAGAGGCAAAGCACACGUAUCUCCCCAUCGAAGUCUGCUGCGUCGUCUCCGGCCAACGUUGCAUCAAGAAGCUCACCGAUUCCCAGACGUCCACAAUGAUCAAGGCGACCGCCCGUACCGCUCCAGAACGUGAGCGUGACAUUGCGAAUCUCGUCCGUAAAGCCGAGUUCUCUGCCGACCCAUUCGCUCAUGAAUUUGGAAUAACCAUCAAUCCAGCGAUGACUGAAGUCAAGGGGCGUGUCCUCAUGGCACCGAAACUAUUGUACGGAGGUCGUCAGAACUCGACAGCCGUGCCGAAUCAAGGAGUCUGGGAUCUGCGAGGAAAACAGUUCCACACUGGAAUAGAAGUUCGCGUAUGGGCGAUCGUCUGCUUCGCCGAUCAGAAUCAUGUGAAGGAGAACGAUUUGAGAGCAUUCACUCAACACCUUCAACGUAUUUCUCAUGACGCUGGAAUGCCAAUCAUUGGAAAUCCAUGUUUCUGCAAAUAUGCUGUCGGAGUGGAACAAGUCGAGCCGAUGUUCAAGUAUUUGAAGCAGAACUAUCCAGAGCUUCAGUUGGUCGUCAUUGUUCUUCCAGGAAAGACGCCUGUUUAUGCUGAAAUCAAGCGUGUUGGAGACACCGUCCUCGGAAUCGCCACUCAAUGCAUCCAAGCCAAAAACGUGACUCGAACAACGCCACAAACGCUCUCGAACAUUUGCAUGAAGAUGAACAUGAAACUGGGCGGAGUCAACUGUGUUCUGUACCCCAACGUCCGCCCGAAGAUAUUCAGCGAAUCGGUCAUCUUCCUCGGCUGUGACAUCACUCAUCCACCAGCCGGUGACUCGCGGAAACCAUCGGUCGCCGCAGUGGUCGGAUCCAUGGAUGCUCAUCCGUCGAAAUACGCGGCGACUGUGAGAGUUCAGCCAAAUCGACAGGAAAUUAUCUCGGAGAUGUCGGCGAUGGUCAAGGAGUUGCUCCAACAGUUUUAUAUUAACACUCGCUUCAAGCCCGCGAGAAUUGUGGUGUACCGAGAUGGUGUCUCGGAGGGACAGUUUUUCAACGUCUUGCAGUAUGAGCUUCGUGCGAUUCGAGAGGCCUGUAUGAUGCUGGAAACCGGAUAUCAACCUGGAAUCACCUUCAUCGCUGUGCAGAAGAGACAUCACACACGGUUGUUCUCUGUGGAUAAGAACGAUCGAGUGGGGAAGGCGUUCAAUAUCCCUCCUGGAACAAUUGUCGAUGUUGGAAUCACCCACCCGACCGAAUUCGACUUCUACCUUUGUUCACACGCUGGAAUCCAAGGAACAUCCCGCCCGUCGCACUAUCAUGUGCUUUGGGAUGAUAACGAUAUGUCGGCUGAUCAGUUGCAACAGUUGACCUAUCAAAUGUGCCAUACCUAUGCUCGGUGCACACGGUCGGUGUCGAUACCGGCGCCAGCGUACUACGCGCAUUUGGUGGCGAUGCGUGCGAGAUUCCACUUGGUGGAUAGGGAUCAUGAGUCGGGAGAGGGGUCGCAACCGUCUGGAACAUCGGAUGACUCGACAUUCUCGAGCAUGGCUAGAGCAGUUCAGGUCCACCCGAAGGCCAACAAAGUGAUGUACUUUGCUUAG